Papilio machaon (common yellow swallowtail) is the source of this 1217-nucleotide messenger RNA. RefSeq lists its product as uncharacterized. The transcript is spliced from 8 exons. The coding region runs from base 103 to 1176 and encodes 357 amino acids. Lineage: Eukaryota; Metazoa; Arthropoda; Insecta; Lepidoptera; Papilionidae. The record is from RefSeq and is a predicted model, not a curated record.
CUAACAUCGGGAGUUAAGGAAAAAUGAAGGAGGAUUUAAGGAAAGCUCGUGGCAGCCGGUACAGGGCGCUGGUGACGUAACGUGGCCGCUAUCUCACACAGCAUGGCAUCACGACUUAUCGCACUAAUAUUGUGGUUAUGUGGAAAUGUUCUUGGACUCCGUGACAUACAGAUUACAGUACCGGAAGCGGUGGGCGUGGGCUCCAACGCGGUGUUGGGCUGCCGCUGGGCGCUCGAUACCGGAGAGGCGCUCUACACUGUCAAAUGGUAUCACGGUGCUCAAGAGUUUUUUCGAUUCGUGCCAAAGGAAUUGCCAAAUACGAGAGUAUUCUCACAGACUGGCAUUAACGUGGAUGUGUCACGAUCAGGUGCUCAACAAGUGGUGCUGCGUGAGGCCUCACGAGGUUUGAGCGGCCGCUACCGAUGCGAAGUAUCCGCGGAUGCACCUUUCUUUCACACCAUCUACAAGAGCGCAUUCCUAAGAGUUAUAGAUCUACCGACAACGAAACCGAAAGUGCGUGCUCAAAAGAGCUGGUACUCAGCUGGAGACAUGCUAAGAGCGAAUUGCACCUCGCCGCCCUCAGACCCCCCCGCCAAUGUCACUUGGCUCGUCAAUGGAUAUGAGGUAAAAGGAUUAGACAUUCCAGUUAUCGAUACAUACGAGCGCAGUAAGCCGACAUUGAGCGACACAUCACUCGAGGACGCCAAUAGAAUUAUAUUUAGUCCGUGGGACGCAAUCUCAGGCUACGAGGAGACGGUCACAGAUAAUGUAAUAGACAUACCUGGUAAUAUUGGAGAAUUGCAAAGCCUUACUGAGAGCAGUCGGAAAAAUAAAAGUGAAAUGCCCGUAUUCUCUAAAUAUGAUGAUAUUAACAAAUUUAACAGCAGUUCUGAAGAUGAGAAAUGCAACAAAACAUCUUCAUUUAGUCAACUUGUAAUUCGUGUGCAGCCGUCACAUUUUCAAAAGGGUCGCCUAAAUGUAACUUGUGUGGCGCGGAUACUGUCAGUGUGGACGGCGAGUGAAGUUCUCCUUCUAGACGAGGAAAGACCUCAAAUCGCACCCGUCAUGGGCAGUCGGGACUCUAGUUCAGGAGGAUUUCGACACACAUUAAGGAUUAACAUUGGAGUCUUAUACUUGUUGAACUAUAUAUUAUACAGACAGUGGUCAAUACGAUGAUCCAUGAUGGUGGACGGAACUUGUAAAUCUUUGUACCAUUC